This is a messenger RNA of Orbicella faveolata, 2664 nucleotides long. RefSeq names its product microfibril-associated glycoprotein 4-like. The record is from RefSeq and is a predicted model, not a curated record. NCBI's taxonomy places the organism in Eukaryota, Metazoa, Cnidaria, Anthozoa, Scleractinia, Merulinidae.
AGUAGAAAUGAAUCAAAUGACCUUCGUUUUUGUAUUGAGCUCUAACAUAGUUAUCGAUCCAAAUUCAGUUUCAAAUUCCUUUCAAGAAAAAUUAUAGAACGUGUUAUCCGUCACUUGUGCGUAAAAUUGACAAGAUUCAUCCGGCGACUUUCAAAGUGCGCUUCGUACUGAACCGCAUUCUGUAUGUAGCUGUAAAAAAUGGAUACUGUUAACGUAACAGUUUGUUACGUUGUUUAAGAAACAACGCCUUGACGACAUAAUGAAAACGGUCCAUUGUUAAACAGCAGGAUACAAGCGCACCAACCCUCUAACUCAAAUUUGACUGUUGACACUUGCUUUGUGCUGGUGUAUGGUUUUUGAGCUAAUUUUGUUUUGGUUUCAAACAGAGCAUCUGUGAGACGGACAGGUCUCCCUGCGGGGAGAACACACUGUGUAUUCCCGACUAUCAAGAAAAAAGGGUGCGAUGCAAAUGCAGGGAAGGCUAUACGGGAAAACCAUGCAGUAAGUGAAAUAUCUCAUGAUAUUCUUGCCGCUGGGUUAAGGCUUAUUAAAAAUAGAUACUUAAAUUGAAUUUAUUAUUAUUUUUUUUUUUAUCAACAGAACCCAAAAGCUGCGCUCUACUCCUUCAAGAUGGUUUGACAUCCAGUGGCGUGUACACCAUCAAUCCAGAUGGCGGCAAACCAAUGCAAGUGUUGUGUGACAUGGUCACGGACGGUGGAGGCUGGACAGUCUUUCAGAGGCGCUUGGACGGCUCUGUUGACUUCUUUCUUGGAUGGGAAUCCUACAAAAACGGUUUUGGAAAUCUGAAGGGAGAGUUCUGGCUCGGAAACGACAAUCUUCACCGUUUGACGGCUGCUGGUAACGUCUCACUGAGAGUCGAUUUGGAGGAUUUUGAAGACGACAUCAGAUACGCUGAGUACACGACUUUUAAGGUUGCAGACGAGGAAGAUAAUAUGCAUCUACCAACACUGAACGGUUUCUUAUUCUUUCAUAGUAACCAGCCGUACUCCACGAAGGAUUCAGACAGUUCUGGUGGCUGUCCUCAGACGCAUAAGGGAGCCUGGUGGUACAAGACUUGUCACGGAUCGAAUCUCAACGGAUUAUACCUUGAAGGAUCCCAUUCUUCUUUUGCUGACGGAGUUAACUGGAAUAGCUUUAGAGGGGUUGAGUACUCACUGAAACGUACUGAGAUGAAAGUGAAGUAACGCCCAAGGGUUAAAAAAACGUUGUACGAGGGCAGAGCUACCUUAAAUUUUCAAAUCUUUGAAUUGUCUAUGAGCUACCCCUGCAAGCAUUCCACAUUUACUCCACUCUCUUCACAUUUUGCACAAAUUAGGCUUUGUGGUGCUUGAGGAGCUCUUGAGGCCCUCAACAUGUAACUUUCAGAGUAUUACAAUUAUGGCAAUUAAACUUGGACGAUUUAUAGUGCGUCCAAAAAUAUUUCCUCGUUUUUCGCAGCAUGGAAUGAUGACGUCCUAAGUCGUAGAAAAGUGCUAUUUUGUCUGAACAGCCGCAAUCUUGGAUAUCCGCCAUCUUGAAUUUCAUGACUUUUACAUAACGUUACAAAAACUAUCAAAAACAGGCCAAAAGUGGUCAAAAUCGAUAGCAAGAGCGAAAUCUAUCUAAAAAGUAAAGGUUAAACUUUGUUUCAUUAAAAACAAGAAAGACCAAAACUUAAUGAACAUACCUGUCCAAAUAUGAUUGCUCUUGAGUUCCUUCAAUUUCUGAAAACAGGUACACCACAAUGAACAGACCUUACAUUAAAGAGCGAUAUAAAAUUAUUGAUUUCCAGCGAUUGAGGGUGGUUCCAUAGAGUAACCUUUUGUAGUAUUGUGCGUGCUAGUGUUAUAUUUUGAAAGCUGUUCUUUUUACGUUUCCUUUUACACCUAGUUCACACUAGUUUAUCAAAUGUUAAAAGCCAUGAAGAAAUAGGUGAAAACUAAGAAAAAAAAAGGUAUAAAAACAUGUACAUAGCUAAUAGCUGUCAUCUUUCAACAAACAAAACAAACUAUGCCAAAAUCUAAAUUUACAUGUUUAGCAAGUGACGAACAAAACAUAUAUUCAAUAUUUAAACGCACUUCUCUCGGGGCCACCUGUUUAAGUGUUCCCUUUUUAAAUACCAAACAUGCGUUUUUUGCUUUGUUUAAUCUCGUCAGUUAUAUGUAAGAGAAGUAAGGAAAAACUUAAAAUGGUAUAAAAACAUGUACAUCACUAACUGCUGUCAUCUUUCAACAAACUGUACCAAAAUCUAACAAAACAUACAUGUUGAAAUCAACUGGAUCAGGAAGGCAUUGUCUUGCAAAUUAUCUAGCCUCACAACUCCAAUUUAAAUGAGAUGCCUGUAGCCUUAAUCCCCUAUUUAGAUCAAAAUGUUUAUGUCCCUUGCCGGAGAAGACAUGGAUAUCUUGAUGAUAUUGCUCCUUUGCACAAACGUGUGGUUUCAAAUGAAAUGUAUUUCUUUUCAGCGAUUGAGGGUGGUUCCAUAGGGUAAUCUCUUCUAGUAUUGGGGGCGUUAGUGCAGCAUUUUGAAAGGUGUUUUUUGCGUUCCGUUUUACACUUAGUCCACUCUAGUUUAUCAAAUGUUAAAAGCUAUGAUGAAAUAGUGUUUAAGAGAGCCUGCCUGUAAAAAUCAGACAAAUUCUUAAUUUCGCGGCAAGGGUCGAA